Lotus japonicus is the source of this 1255-nucleotide messenger RNA. RefSeq lists its product as uncharacterized. Bases 96 to 1040 code for a protein of 314 amino acids. The transcript has 11 exons. The record is from RefSeq and is a predicted model, not a curated record. Lineage: Eukaryota; Viridiplantae; Streptophyta; Magnoliopsida; Fabales; Fabaceae.
AACAACAACACACACAUAUACGAAGCGGUAAACAAAAACACACACAUACAUAUGACUCUGAAUCAGACUUGAUCAUCGCUCAUGGCAAUCGUUCGAUGACCCAGAUCGGAGACUGCUUUCAUUUCGCUACCAAAUUGUUCCGUAAGCUGAUAAACAAUAGAUCUCCAGGAACUUCAAAGAAUCCCUGUUGUUCCAUGGCUGCACCGUUUUUCUCGACGCCUUUUCAGCCUUAUGUUUAUCAGAGCCCGCAAGAUGCAAUCAUAGCUUUUCAGAUUUUAGGGGGCGAAGCUCAGGUCGUUCAGAUUAUGUUGAAGCCAGAAGAGAAAAUCAUCGCAAAGCCUGGUUCAAUGUGCUUUAUGUCUGGAUCCAUUGAAAUGGUAAAUGCCUACCUUCCACAGAAUGAAGUAGGCAUUUGGCAGUGGUUAUUUGGCAAAUCUAUAACUAGCAUCCUUCUUCGCAAUUCCGGACCAAGUGAUGGAUUUGUUGGAAUUGCUGCACCUUAUUUUGCACGAAUCCUCCCGAUUGAUUUAGCAAUGUUUAAUGGAGAGAUUUUGUGCCAGCCAGAUGCAUUUCUUUGCUCUGUCGGUGAUGUGAAUAUCAGCAACACAGUUGAUCAGAGGGGGCGGAAUGUUGUUGUUGGUGCUGAGGGAUUCUUGCGGCAGAAGCUAACUGGUCAAGGGCUUGCAUUCAUACUAGCUGGUGGAUCUGUUGUACAGAAAAAUCUUGAGAUUGGUGAAGUUCUAGCUGUUGAUGUUUCUUGCAUUGUUGCUGUUACGAGUACAGUCAAUGUCCAAAUAAAAUAUAAUGGCCCUGCAAGAAGGACAAUGUUUGGAGGUGACAAUGUGGUGACCGCUCUUCUAACUGGACCAGGCAUGGUGUUCAUACAAAGCUUACCUUUUCAGCGACUCUCUCAGCGAAUUGCUAGGGCGGUGACAUCUCCAAACAUGAGGGAAAAUCCCAAGUUUUUUAUACAGAUUGCUGUCUUCCUUUUUCUGGCGUAUGUUGUCAUUGUAUCUUCAUUACUAUUGACAGAUGUAUGAAUAUUCACUUUAUCUUUUUUUUUGUACUUUUUACUUUUCUCCUGUUUUACCAUUAUAGAGGGGAGAGGUAGGGGAAUUUUUUUUUAGUGUCUUGGAUUCGUUGGCUAGUACAGAUUUCUUUCGGCAGAUUUUCUACCAAUUAGAACAAAAAUGCGGAUUAUAUUAUUGUCUAAUAUAUCACCAAAAUAUAAUAUAUCUGAACUCUACAACUACAA